AUGGGCAAAGUUUGUCCCGGUGACAAAAGAAGAACAAAUGCAGGGAUGCAAACUAAUCACGCAUUGAGACUAGUAAAGGAAGGUGAUGCUAUUCAAGAAGGUCACAGUGAUGCCAUUGCAUGCUCAAAAUCCAGCAUCCAAGUACGCCAAGGUCCCUCAGGGUCGACACCUAAUGGCAUUCCGAUGUACCUUGUUGAGAUCACAAACACGUGCUCAAGAAGUUGUAGUGGCAUUCACUUCUCCUGUGGUGAAUUCUCCUCAGCAAGACUUGUAAACCCUAAGAUUUUCAGGAGACUCAGAGUUAAUGACUGCCUUGUCAAUGAUGGGGCGCCCCUCAAAUCUGGACUAACACUUAGUUUUCAAUAUGUCACUACAUUUGAAUAUCCUCUUGCUGUUACUUCGGCUACCUGCUAG
Lycium ferocissimum is the source of this 414-nucleotide messenger RNA. RefSeq names its product TPD1 protein homolog 1-like. NCBI's taxonomy places the organism in Eukaryota, Viridiplantae, Streptophyta, Magnoliopsida, Solanales, Solanaceae. The coding region runs from base 1 to 414 and encodes 137 amino acids. The transcript is spliced from 2 exons. Gene Ontology annotation, biological process: cell fate determination. The record is from RefSeq and is a predicted model, not a curated record.